Molecule: messenger RNA, 2163 nt
Organism: Cloeon dipterum
Lineage: Eukaryota; Metazoa; Arthropoda; Insecta; Ephemeroptera; Baetidae
Product: prolyl endopeptidase-like
Exons: 11
Coding region: 1-2163 (720 amino acids)
Biological process (GO): proteolysis
Cellular component (GO): cytosol
Molecular function (GO): serine-type endopeptidase activity; oligopeptidase activity
Source: RefSeq, a predicted model, not a curated record
AUGGCCUUCAACUACCUGUACCCGGUUGCCAGGAGAGACGAGAGUGUCGAGGACGAUUACCACGGGACCAAGGUCACCGACCCCUACCGUUGGCUCGAGGAUCCCGACUCGCCCGAGCGCAAGGAGUUCGUGGAGAAGCAGAACGCCAUUACCCAGCCGUACCUGGAAAAUUUCAAUGACAGGGAGGAAAUCGAGAGCCGCCUCACGCAGCUCUGGAGCAUUCCAAGAUACAUGUGUUCCUCGCGCCAUGGCGACCGCUACUUCUUCCAAAACACCGGCUACCAGAGUCAGAGCGUGAUGUACGUGCAGGAUGAUUUAUACAGCGAGGCUGACGUGUUUUUUGACCCGAAUGCUGAGCUGUUCGAGGAUGGCACAGUGGCACUGACUGGAACUAAGUUUUCCGAGGACGGCAAAACAAUGUGCUACAGCAUGAACAAAAGCGGCUCAGACUGGAAAAACAUCCACUUUAGAGACACUGAAACAGGGCGUGAUUAUCCGGAGGUGCUCAAAAAGGUCAAGUUUUCUCUGAUGGAGUGGUCGCAAGACAGUAAAGGAAUUUUCUAUGGCAUGUAUCCGGAACAGCAGGGAAAAGCAGACGGCUCCGAGACGGAGGUGAUCAAGAACCAAAAGCUGUACUACCAUAGGCUGGACACCCCACAGUCGGAGGACGUUUUGGUCGUCGAGUUCCCCGACGAGCCGCGUUUCAUAAUAGGUGGCUUUGUGAGCCACUGCGGCAAUUACCUGAUCGUCUGUCCGACGAGGGAUAGCAAGGAUCAUUUGGUGUUCUUUGCUGAGAUCGGCUCUCUGCCUGAUGGACCUCGAGGACUGCUGCCUCUCACCCAGAUCGUGCACAAAAUGGAGUCUCGCUAUGAGUACGUGACAAACGUGGGUUCCAAGUGCAUCUUCCGGACCAACAAGGACGCACCCAACUACCGUUUGGUCAGCAUCGACCUGGAAAAUCCGAGCGUGGACGAGUGGAAGACCCUGGUGGCUGAGCACCCAAAGGACGUGCUCGACUGGGCCGUCCUUUCAAACAAAGACAAACUCGUCGUUUGCUACAUCCACGACGUCAUGAGCGUUCUGCAAAUCCGAGAUUUAGCCACCGGGAAUCUGAUCACGCAGCUGCCCCUGGAGCUCGGCACGGUGUCCGACGUGUCUGCGAAUAGGAAGUACCCGGAAUUAUUUUUCGAGUUCUGUUCGUUCCUCACGCCGGAAGAGAUUUACAUGUGUGACCUGUCAAAGCCGAUCAUUAAGCCUGUGCUGUACAAAAAAGUCGAGAUGAAGGACUUCGACGCCUCGUUGUACAUGAUGGAGCAGGUGUUCUUCUCGAGCAAGGACGGCACCAAGGUGCCCAUGUUCAUCGUGCGCAAAAAGGACUUCAAGAAGGACGGCAACAGUCCAUGCUUGCUGUACGGAUACGGUGGCUACGGCACCAGCGUGCAGCCCAAUUUCCACGCCAUAAGGCUGGUCUUCGUGCAGCAUUUCAAUGGAGUCUACGUCGUUGCCAACAUCAGGGGCGGAGGAGAGUACGGAAAGUCGUGGCACAACGCUGGCCGAGUGUUGAACAAGCAGAACGGUCUGGACGACUUCCAGGCCGCGGCCGAGUACCUGAUCUCGGAGGGCUACACGAGCAGCGCCCGCCUGGCGAUCCAUGGCGGCUCGAUCGGUGGCCUGCUGGUGGCGGCGUGCAUCAACCAGCGGCCGGAGCUCUUCGGCGCCGCCAUCGUACAGGGCGGCGUGCUCGACAUGCUGCGCUUCCACAAGUUCACCAUCGGCUACGCGUGGGUGUCCGAGUUCGGCAGCCCGGACGACCCUGAUCACUUCCGCAACCUGCUGGACAUCUCGCCGCUGCACAAUAUCAAGGUGCCGGACGAAGACGCUCCGAGGAAUCCGCUCGAACGGCCCAGUCCCAGGCAGUAUCCGGCCACGCUGCUGCUCACCGCUGACCACGACGACCGCGUCGUGCCCCUCCACUCUCUCAAGUUCAUCGCCCAGCUGCAACACACCCUGCGCGACUACCCUGCCCAGACGAAUCCGCUGCUCAUCAAGGUAGAGACCAAUGCUGGACAUGGUCUCGGCAAACCCAUUGCCAAAGAGAUUAAAGUGGAAACGGACAUUCUCUCGUUCAUCGGGCAUUCUCUGAAAAUCCAGCGCGUCUUCUGA